This is a messenger RNA of Chiloscyllium plagiosum (whitespotted bambooshark), 1055 nucleotides long. The record is from RefSeq and is a predicted model, not a curated record. Lineage: Eukaryota; Metazoa; Chordata; Chondrichthyes; Orectolobiformes; Hemiscylliidae.
ACCCAUCAAACCCACAGAUAUUCUCCCACCAGAGGAUGGCCAGCAGAUUGCACAGGAGCUUGGUAUUCCUUACUAUGAGACCAGUGUUGUUGCGCAGUUUGGGAUCAAAGACGUCUUUGACAAUUCAAUCCGGGCAGCACUCAUUGCAAGACGCCAUCUGCAUUUCUGGAAGUCACACCUUAAGAAAGUACAAAAGCCUCUGCUUCAGGCUCCUUUCCUCCCUCCAAAGCCCCCUCCAGUUGUUAUCAGAGUUCCAGAUACCCUUUUAUUGGGCGGCGAAACACCAGCAACUCUCUUCUCAACUCCCAUUUCUCCUGAUGUCACCUUCAUUGUUCAUGAUGGGCAGCAGGUCUUCGCUCACAAAGUGUACUUGGCCACUUCCUGUUCCAAGUUCUAUGACCUGUUCAGUAUAGACUUAAUGCAAAAGCCUUGCAUGGAUGGAGAGAAAGAGGCAGAUGAUACAGGAAAGAGAACACCCAGAAAAGAGCAGGCAGGUAACACCAAGAACCUCAGAGUGGAUGACAGUAUUUUUGUAAAGAACCCACCAGUAUCACUGAGAACUUCAAAUAGCAAUGAGACUGUGAACCUGACAGACCAUCAGAGAAUGAGCCAAGUGGCCUUAAAGCAUGGAAAGCAGCUCAGCAAGUGGGCAAGGGGCUUUCUGACCAUUCAUUUGGAUUACAUAGAAGAUCCGGUGACUGGAAGAGAUCGAUAUAUGACUGUUGUAACCAUGGACUUCCUGAUCCAGAAAAAGCCGUUCCAGACUGUACUUGAAUAUCUGUACACAGGCUAUUUGAAUGAGAACCAAGUGGAUCUGAUAGAGGUUGCUGUCAUUGCUGAGAUCUUGGAAGUAUUUGACUUGAGGAUGAUGGUUGCUAAUGUACUGAAUAAGGAGAGUUUUAUGAACCAGGAAAUCACGAAAGCCUUCCACGUGCGACGUGCCAACAGGAUCAAAGAGUUCCUUUUAAAGGGGACCUUUUCAGGUAUGACUGGGGCCAUGGGAAGUAUUUGUGAUGUGGAAAUGCUGUCCAUUACUGUAAACAAACCAGGGACAA